AUGUUUGUUUUCUUCUUGUGCAACCUUUCCUUGGUACCAGCGGCUGCUUCAAAGAAUAAAGUCAAAGGCAGCCAAGGGCAGUUUCCACUAACACAGAAUGUAACGGUUGUUGAAGGCGGAACUGCAAUUUUGACCUGCAGGGUUGAUCAAAAUGAUAACACCUCCCUCCAGUGGUCAAAUCCAGCUCAACAGACUCUGUACUUUGAUGACAAGAAAGCUUUAAGAGACAAUAGGAUCGAGCUGGUUCGCGCUUCCUGGCAUGAAUUGAGUAUCAGCGUCAGUGAUGUGUCUCUAUCCGAUGAAGGACAGUACACCUGUUCUUUAUUUACCAUGCCUGUCAAAACUUCCAAGGCCUAUCUCACCGUUCUGGAUGUAAAAUAUUUAAAAGAAGAGGACGCAAAUCGCAAGACAUUCACUGUCAGCAGCACACUGGAUUUCCGAGUGGACCGGAGUGACGACGGAGUGGCAGUAAUCUGCAGAGUAGACCAUGAAUCCCUCAAUGCCACCCCUCAGGUAGCCAUGCAGGUGCUAGAAAUACACUAUACACCAUCAGUUAAGAUUAUACCAUCCACUCCUUUUCCACAAGAAGGACAGCCUUUAAUUUUGACUUGUGAAUCCAAAGGAAAACCACUGCCAGAACCUGUUUUGUGGACAAAGGAUGGAGGAGAAUUACCAGAUCCUGACCGAAUGGUUGUGAGUGGUAGGGAGCUAAACAUUCUUUUCCUGAACAAAACGGAUAAUGGUACAUAUCGAUGUGAAGCAACAAACACCAUUGGCCAAAGCAGUGCAGAGUAUGUUCUCAUUGUGCACGAUGUUCCCAACACUUUGCUUCCCACUACUAUCAUCCCCUCCCUUACCACUGCAACAGUCACAACCACUGUAGCCAUAACAACCAGCCCAACCACAUCUGCAACAACCAGCAGCAUCAGAGAUCCUAAUGCUCUGGCUGGCCAGACUGGCCCUGACCAUGCUCUUAUAGGAGGAAUAGUGGCUGUAGUUGUAUUUGUCACGCUGUGUUCUAUAUUUCUGCUCGGUCGAUAUCUGGCAAGACAUAAAGGAACAUAUUUAACAAAUGAAGCGAAAGGAGCUGAAGAUGCACCAGACGCUGACACAGCCAUUAUCAAUGCUGAAGGCAGCCAAGUCAAUGCUGAAGAGAAAAAAGAGUAUUUCAUUUAA
Molecule: messenger RNA, 1176 nt
Organism: Propithecus coquereli (Coquerel's sifaka)
Lineage: Eukaryota; Metazoa; Chordata; Mammalia; Primates; Indriidae
Gene: CADM2
Product: cell adhesion molecule 2
Exons: 9
Coding region: 1-1176 (391 amino acids)
Source: RefSeq, a predicted model, not a curated record